This is a messenger RNA of Aspergillus sclerotioniger CBS 115572, 1532 nucleotides long. RefSeq names its product putative C6 transcription factor (NirA). NCBI's taxonomy places the organism in Eukaryota, Fungi, Ascomycota, Eurotiomycetes, Eurotiales, Aspergillaceae. The transcript has a single exon. Bases 264 to 1433 code for a protein of 389 amino acids. The record is from RefSeq and is a predicted model, not a curated record.
UCCCAAAUUUUCCGGUUGUGCGAAAUCAACGGCGAUCUGCUCGUGUUCUUCUAUGACCCGACUCCCAAGGAAAAGCCUUCGACCAAGCAGGCGGAACUCAAGAAACUCAGCGAAAUCCACACGAGACUCGAAGCUUGGAAGAAGGACCUACCAAGGGAGCUCAGACCACAGGAAGGGCAGCUCCCUCAGGCGCUUCUGAUGCAGUAAGCUGGAUCACCACAGUUCUGACUGACAUUUAAGGAUAUCACUAACCGUCUUGAAGCAUGUUCUACCAGCUCCUCCUCAUUCACCUCUAUCGACCGUUCCUGAAAUACACCAAGUCCAACUCCCCACUUCCUCAGCAUGUUUCCCCCCGCAAGCUGUGUACACAGGCUGCCUGUGCAAUUUCAAAGUUGCUCAGGAUGUACAAACGCACCUACGGCUUCAAACAAAUUUGUAACGUUGCAGUCUACAUGGCCCAUACUGCCCUGACCGUUCAUCUGCUCAACCUGCCGGAGAAGAACGCCCAGAGGGAUGUCAUCCAUGGCCUCAGACAUCUCGAGGAGAUGGGCGAGAGCUGGCUCUGCGCACGGCGCACGCUCAGGAUCCUGGAAAUUUCUGCCAACAAGUGGCACGUCGAAUUGCCUGCAGAAGCUACGGCCACCUUUGAACAGACCCAUGCCAAAUGGGGAUCAUGGGGCUCGUGGGAUCAAGCGAUAUCUCCCCCACCUUCUGGAGAGUCGCCACCCACUCCAACCCUUCAUUUUCCGGUCGCGGAUUCGACCAGUGGCUCUUAUGCAGAGGCUGAGCGACGGGUCCCUACAAGUGAGCAUGGCGGACCUGUGAUACAUUCACCGGCAUCAAUUGGGUCGAUGGGUCUUUCACAUACCACAGGAGCCCCAAUUCCCGUUUCUAUAUCGGCCAUGCGUGCAGCGCAGCGGUCUCUGAACGCCCAGCUUGCACAGGAUGGGGCCCGGCUUCCUGAGCCAACGUAUCUGAGGCCCGUAACCAAUGCAUUUAGUCAAGUCCAGCCGGUUCCGGUUUCUCAGCAAGAUGUCUGGUAUAGUCCAGAUGAAGAGCAGAUCCGCGCGUUCACCAAUGGGCAGAACAUUCCUGCCACGACGACUUCGUCGCCUAUGACGCCCUUCGAUGGAUCCGAGAAUCUCGUAGAAGAGAGUCAAGACUGGUGGUCCCGUGAAACGAGCGCCUUGACCUUCGGGAUGGAUAACUGGGUGCCAGGAUGGAACCCUGCUAUGCCGGGGAGAGAACCCGACGUGCGCUUUGGAAGCGAUUUCGCCCACGUUGGGCAGACAUCGGGAGCGGAGAACAGUUCACGACCGCCCCAAGCAAUGAGGUUUGGUGCUGGGGCCCCUCCUAGCACUUCUAAACCCGAGCAACAUCCGAACAACCCUGGCUACAGCACCGUGCGGUUUCCGGGGGAUUUCAACGGAUGACCCGGCAGCACUGCUGACUGCCCCAACUCGCACCACGUUGCUCUUCUAAAUCCAACUCAUGAUGUUACGAUAAGAUGGCAUGACUGCCUGGGCUAAUGU